Messenger RNA from Mya arenaria, 1500 nucleotides. RefSeq lists its product as uncharacterized. The coding region runs from base 53 to 877 and encodes 274 amino acids. The record is from RefSeq and is a predicted model, not a curated record. Gene Ontology annotation, cellular component: plasma membrane. The transcript is spliced from 4 exons. Lineage: Eukaryota; Metazoa; Mollusca; Bivalvia; Myida; Myidae.
UUAUAUUACCAUAAUUUUGAAACAGUUUUAGACGUAGGCCUGGACGCUGAAGAUGGGAUACUAUGAGCGAGACGAGAGACCGCGAUACCCGAGGUCUGUGAUAUGGAUUAUAGCUGCUGUGCUGUUGUUUAUUGCCCUCGUGCUGCACGUGGUAGGGGUUGCUACUGACUACUGGGUGAAUGUCCUUGGCAUCCAUAGCGGGCUGUGGCGAACCUGUGCUCUUGGAACGUGCGCCUACGCGGGUACCGAUGUAACAACAGACUGGCUCAAGGGGACCCAGGCUGUUGAGAUUAUCGGCCUGCUGCUCGGGUUUAUCGCGCUCCUCGCUAUCAGUGUCAUCCUCUGUUUCCCGAAACUCUACCGAUGGAGGGCAAUCGCGCUCGUCAGCGCUCUACUCGCAGGCGUAUUGAUAAUCGUGGGUGUGAUCAUCUACGGGGCGAAGGUUGAGGACAACUUGGACUACUCAUUCGGCCUGUGUUGCUGUGCCGGCGUUCUUUUUCUCAUCGCCGGUGCCAUCCUCUGCUGUGACUACUGCUUCUACCGGGGACACCGCCGACCAAAGGAUCGUAGUCGUACGGAAUACUAUUCGUCAGAUUAUCCACGCGAAUUGAGAGCACCAGCUUACGACGACCGCCGUUACCCCAGAAGGGAGUAUACUGAAGAUAAUCCAUACCGAUAUGAACGUAGGAACGAACACGAUAGGUACGAAUCACCGUUGUACGAAAGGAAUGCAUAUGAUGGGCCUUACCGCGGGUACGACCGCCCAUAUGGAAAGACGUACAAGGAAUAUGACCCGAUCGAUCGGCCGUACGGACGGACGUACAGGGACAACGAACCAAACUAUUACAGCAAAACAAGGCGAUACGAUUAUUAUUAAAUGAAAGACCGCCCUCCCACGCUCUCUCUAGUAUUAAUAAAGUUUGCUUUCGACGAACUUCGUAUGCAUUUUCGAUUCAGCAUAGUAUAACAUGGACAAUACAAAUACUAUUGUCUAUCCCGCUCCACCAUUAAAAUUGUGAAAUUGUCAUCGGCUUAGAAAUCAGAAAGACAAUUGAUCUUACUUCUAAAAAUAUAAUAUAAUCUUGCUAUAUGUAUAUUAAACCAAUGUUAAAAAGUUCAUUCAUGUUUCAUGAACUUGUUGAUUAUCCACCUUUGGUGCUAAUUUCUCCCAGAUUGUUGAAAACAUGGACGACAAUCUCAUCGCUCAGUGUUUUUGUGUAAAUUGCAUUCUCUUUACUCCGAGAAGUUAUCCACAUCAGCAGUACAAUGUGAGACUGUAUAAUUCAUACGGCUCGACACACCAGAAUGAUCAUAUAUGAUCCAGUGAAUAGUUUGCCCAUGCUAUAUCAAUUAUUUACAUUAUUAAAUAUAGUGUAUACUGAAUUUAUAAUCAUGUAAUUUGCUAUAUUAUAUGUCAUACUUUCAUGUUUAUGUUUAAAUUUAGGUUUAGUUUGUAUUGUUUCAAAAUAUACAGUUGACAAAUAAUUUUUUUUUAUAUUA